Molecule: messenger RNA, 3061 nt
Organism: Manduca sexta (tobacco hornworm)
Lineage: Eukaryota; Metazoa; Arthropoda; Insecta; Lepidoptera; Sphingidae
Product: phospholipid phosphatase 1
Exons: 6
Coding region: 379-1200 (273 amino acids)
Biological process (GO): signal transduction; phospholipid metabolic process; phospholipid dephosphorylation
Molecular function (GO): phosphatidate phosphatase activity
Source: RefSeq, a predicted model, not a curated record
AAUGUCAUUUUUGAAAGCUUAGAUUCUGUACCUAUUUAGCUUAGGUUUUUAUAUAAAAAGAAAGACGGCUUAUAUAGUCGCUACCGGAACCACUGCAUUUAUAGAUUAAUUGCAAAAUUUAAAUCAAUUAUAAUGAGUCAGUAGCGCGACUUUGAACCCUUACGCAAUUAAUUAUUAAGUCAUCGUGAUUAGAUUUUUUUGAGAAGAAACCGAAAGAUUGGUGCAAAAAAUAUGUAAACAUUUGCGAUUAUUACGAUCAUGACUAUAGAAAUGAGUAUUGCUUGCCUCAGAAACGUUUGAUUGACUCACGCGUGUUUGCUUCCUAUUUCUGCUGUUAAUUAUUCCAUUUCAACAUUGAGUGUUUUGCGUUGACACACAAUGGACGUGUUUUGUGGCAAAAUUAUGGAUAAAGUUAAGUUAGUUUGGUCCAAAACGAACCGGUGGCACAGAGCAUUCCUGCUAUUGUUUCUGGUGGAGCUGAGGAUAUUCCCAAGUGGUCAAAUCGGCUUCACAUGCAAUGAUCCAGCACUAUCACACCCAUUUACAGGUGAUACUGUCAGUUGGAAACUACUUCUAGCCACAUGCAUACUGCUGCCACUGGUGAUCAUAUUAAUAGUAGAACGAAAGUACCAUGCAGACAAGUCGGUGAAUCCAAAACAGUUGGCGCUGUUCUGGUACAGGGAGCAUCUAUUUGGAGUCCUCGUCAACUUAGUGACAGUGCAAGUCUUGAAAUCCAUCGUGGGAUCACCACGUCCGCAUUUCUUUGACACCUGCAGCCCCAAGGAGGCUUUGACGUGUCAAGAUUCUGAAUACGUUGAUUCUUACACGUGUACGAAGGCGCACUGGCUCAGCCAAUCAGAUCGAAGCUUUCCAUCCGGACACACGUCAUUGGCUAUACACACUGGGUUCUUAUUGGCUUAUUACCUGCAAAGGAGAAUAAGUCCUCGGUCCAGCGGCGUGGUGUCAGCGCAGGUGGUGUUAUUGCUGACGGCUGUGUACUGCGGCGUGUCGAGGAUCACGGACCACCGACACCACUGGUGGGACGUGGUCGCUGGGGUGGUGUUGGCCGCUCCCAUACUGGUCUACACUGUGCUGUAUUCGUGCAGUAACUUCGAGUGUCCUGCUGCGAAUGUCGAUAAAGAACAGUCGGACGGCCUAAUUCUCAAUAACACAGAAACUGUUGAAGCCAGAACUACUUAAAUAUAGUAUUUUUAUAAACGUACUUCAAAGCAAAAAGAUAAUUUAUAUUAUAAGUGAUAUAAUCGAUUUUAUCGUCAAUUGAAAUAUCGAUAUGUAAUUUAAUUCGAUACGUCUCUAAUGUAGUACUCAGAAGCAAAUAUUAAUUCUUAUUAUAUUAGUAUCCUAACUUCUUGCUUAUAAUUUAUUGCCGAAAGAAGAAUCUAUAUCUAUAUUAUCGAAACAUUUAUUUACAAAUAUUAAAAUUCAAUUAUUAAAGUUCUGUACUUAACACAUUCAACUCGUUUAACUAUCGAAUGCGAUUUUUAUCGAUAUUUCAAGCAUCGACUGCAUACGUCACUAGUCUGUGAUCAAACUUGGGUGAUGGAGGCAAUAUCUAUUUAUUUACAUGGUCGAACACUUAUCAAUGCUGGUCAUUGUAAUGGUGGCAUUAUACUUAGCGUAUAUGUCAAGAUGUUUGAGAAUUUAAGCAAAGCAGUAUCGACUUUAUGUACUUUAUGUACAAAGUUGAUGUUGGAUUGGCCAAUCGCAAAUAUUCGCCCAAAUAUACAGUGUGAUGCCAUCAUAUUGCAAUGGUUGAAAGGCUAAUUGAUCUUACCAUAUUAUUGCGAUUUAAUUUAAACAUAUAUUUGGAAUGAGUGUAUUUUUUUGCUUUUGAGUCUAGUUUCAAUUUAUCGAACAAAAGGUCGAUCAAUUAGUUUUACAAUUGUUAACUAAUUUAAUAUUUAUUUAGUUAAAUUUAUUUAUUCGCCUAGUUGUAGUACUACGUUACUAGUCCAUUCCAUUUUAUCGAUAAGCCAAUGUCUAGUAAAUAUAAAGGAAUUUAAUUCCACUUUGUGUCGUCUUGAGGGCUUGAUCUUUUUUGGAUUCUGAGUUCGAUUCGCAGGUCGAUAAAUCUGUUUUUAAGGUUUAUUUAGAUAAUAUUAUUUGCCCGAAAUUUUAAUAAGAACCCUCUUACUCCAUAGGGACCCUAGCCUAUUAUGGGGUGGAAAAAAGCUCUUCGUUUGAAUUAGAAAUCCAUUACUCCAUAGGGGACAACCCUAGUAUAUUAUGGGGUGGAAGCAAGCUCUGCGUACUGUUUAGGGCAUGAAAGAUGGGGUAUUUUACCGGCAUUCAUGAUUAAAAAGAAUAUAAGUAUUUUUUGUAUAUGGUCACAACAAAGUGACCCCUUUGCACCUGAUAGAAUGUCGUACUGACGAGAGAUGAUUACCCCUUAGCAGUUGACACAAUUAUGACGGCCUGUUGGAACCGAAUAUACACAGGCUGAUCCCGGAAUGCGACACACUUACGUGGGCCACUAUGGCGGGUUUUAACACCUUGUGUACGGUGGUCGCUAUCCGCAAUAAUAAUAUCUAUAAGUAAGUGAGAUUAUUGAAACGUCAUUAUGACCUAAAAAUCAUAUUUUUGUAAUAUUUUAUUAAUAAAAAACUAGUUUUUGUAUCCACAGCGUUGAUGUCAAUUGAUCAUGUUUGAUGUAUCGCAAAAUAGAAAAUUAGAUUAUUGGCUAAUACGAAUAACCUAUUAUAACCGAUACUGUUUUCACACUUGACGAAAAGUGGGUGCCCUGGUGGCGCCUCUGCAUACCCCUUCGGGGAUAAAUGCGUAAGUGUUCUGUCGGUUUCAUAACAAGAAUUUAGUAUGUCAUACCGUAGACUUAAUUUUUUGCAACGAAAUCUCUUUAAGAUCCCUCGUUAGGCCGAGGAGUUGAGGUGGCUAUGUCGGGGUUUCGGGCCUGUAAUGCAUGCCAAUAAUAAUAUAUCAGCCCUGUAUUAUAUUCUGUCCCAUUGUUGGGCACGGGCCUCCUCUACUACUGAGAGGGAUUAGGCUUUAGUCCACCACGCUGGCCUAGUGCGGAUUGGUAGAC